GGAUUGUCCAACACGCCAGCGUCAGUUCUGCAGAUCAUCACCAGCAGAAUUCCACCCAUUCAUCUUAUCCUUUUGCCCGUUCGACGACUUUGUACCCUCUUCCUAUACACCUAUUCUAUUCCAGCGUCAUAGAAAUCUUGUCGCACUGUAGACAUGACCAUCGAUCCACCGGCAAAGCGAGUCAAAACAGACCUUGAAUGUGAAAUGAGUUGCACCAUUUCAACCCCGAUUGCAGAGAAGGUCCCGAUAGUUUACACUCUGGACCCAUUCUUUUCACAAGAAGCACCGGCUCGGCCUCUAUUGAACGUGGAUAAUGUGUCGGAUGAAUUGAUAACAGCAUUAGAGACGCUGUCUACUGCCCUAUCGGAAUACAUUCAGUCAAGCUGCUCGACAGUGGAGUGUGAAACUGCCCUAAGCAAUGCAUCAGAGCUCACAAACUCCGUGCACGUAUUACGAGCGGAAGGCUUUCAGUCGCUGAUAACCGAAUAUUACUUUGUGAGCGUACAAGAGCAUUUUUACAAAACAGUGGCAACACAUUUACAAAACUUUGAGAUGGAUUACAGCACACUAAACGAUGAGGAUGUGGAUGAUGCCACUUAUUCAGAAUGGUGUUGGAAGGAGUACACCAGUCUGGUAACUCGCCUGGCAGGGUAUAUGAAUGCUUACACAUGCGGAUUUGAUCUGCUUGGGAAUGUAGACGGAACCUUUCACACUCGACUCUACAACUUUUUUGAAGGUCAUCUUCGGCGGUCUCUUCCGUCAUGCUGGCAAGAUGUUACGACUCGCAUAUUCGAGCACAGUCUUCAAAAGUAUGAUACAUUCUUGUCGAAUGAAGACAGCAUGGAAGACGUUGAACUGGAAUUAGACAGCCUACCAGAAUUAAUGUCACAAUUAAAGUCAAUCGGCCUUCUGUCCGAAUCCACCAGCGCCCUGAUGCUAGUGGCUCGUGAAAGAGUCAAGCGCAAGGUGGAGGAAUGCCGGGGUCAGUAUGAGGAGCCUGCAUUAGCGGAAUGCAUACAAUGGGUCGAGCAGCAUUUGUGUGGUGGAUGGUUACGAAGGAUAGUGCAGUAUGAGAGGGACUCGACGACAAACCUAAAGCUUGACCAUUGGUGUCGUGACUUGACGGUCUGGACUUCUCGCGAGUUCUGCUCAAUGCGUAUCCAAGAAAUUUUUGAUAUUGUGCGGAACUACGCUUUCGGACUGACAUCAGAAGCAACGCUUACUGAUUUAAAACACUGCCUCACGACCUCGGUACAGAAAGAGGAAUUGGUCAAAUCACUCAGAGAAGGGAUUGAGGAACGUGCGCUACAUGCUGGCGUCGCUACCGAAGACAUUAUCACUAUUUUGGUGGCAACGGAAAACACACUUCGGGUCAUAGAUCCCACCUCUAACAUGCUUUUGAAGACCAUUGGACCCAUGAAAGAAUAUUUACGGAGACGACCCGAUACCGUUCAGCAUAUUCUGUCAAGAAUGUUGGAUGAGGAUAGCGAACUGGCGGAGGCGAUGCGCCAAGGUGAUAGCGUGCGGGACGCGGAGGGCGCAGAUGAUGAUUAUGAUAACUGGGAGCCAGAACCCGUAGAUGCAGUCGGAACGCGGCAGGAGCGAGCUGCAGAUAUUAUCACUCGGCUGAUCAGUAUCUGUGAAUCCAAGGAUGCGUUUGUACACGAGUACCACAAGAUGCUCCUGGAUUGCCUCAUUCAUAAACUAGAUUAUGAGACAGAUAAGGAGACCCUCGAAGUGGAAUUGCUAAAGACGAGAUUUGAGGAAGCGAGUUUUAAUCAAUGCGAAAUCAUGCUCAUGGAUAUGGCGACAUCACGACGACUCGAUCAUCAACUCUAUUCAAAGGCAGGUACUGAAGAGACAAUGGAGACAGAAUCAAAUCCGGCGCCCCUCCAUACCACCGUCAUGUCUCACUUGUUUUGGCCCCCGCUGGAUACUACCGACUUUUCUCUUCCACCGGAAAUUGAACGAGCAAAGAGAACUUACGAAAGGCAUUUUGAGGAACAAAAACCCAACAGAAAGCUUGCAUGGAAACCCAAUGCUGGCAUUGUGGAAAUAGAACUUCAGAUGGAAGACCGAAUGGAAACUUUUACAGUAACAGAGCUGCAGGCGACUGUGAUUCAUCUCUUUGGCGAACAGAGUCCUUUGACAUGGGAUGAGAUUGUCGCCAAGCUACGUGAACCUAAUAGCCCGGAAGACUUUAAACAAGAUGUUGGUGACUGCUUGUCGUUUUGGAUGUCGCAAGGCAUUCUGAAGCAACUGGACGAAGAGACAUACGCCCCCAUUGAAACUGCUGGAGAGGAUAUUAGCAAUGGGCCAUCUCUACCUAUGCCUACAAGCCGAAGAAACGAGGAAGAUCGCGCUCGGGCGAAACAAGCAGCAGAAUUGCGCACCAAAUUCCAGCCCAUGAUCAUGGCCAUGCUGACAAACCAAGGACCCGCAACUGUCGAGAGAGUCAAAAACCUUCUAACAAUGUUCUUCCAGUUCAGCCACACGCAAAAUGAACUGCAAACACUGCUGGACCAGCUUGUCUCGGAAGGGCUGCUAUUAGUCGGACGUAACCGGGAGUACAGUGCACGGACAUGAUGAAACAAUGUCAAUCUAAUAACAAUGUAAAUAAAUGACUUGGCAUUAAAUACAGCAUUCCUGAUUCCCGUA
Molecule: messenger RNA, 2658 nt
Organism: Spizellomyces punctatus DAOM BR117
Lineage: Eukaryota; Fungi; Chytridiomycota; Chytridiomycetes; Spizellomycetales; Spizellomycetaceae
Exons: 18
Coding region: 154-2586 (810 amino acids)
Biological process (GO): ubiquitin-dependent protein catabolic process
Cellular component (GO): anaphase-promoting complex
Molecular function (GO): ubiquitin protein ligase binding
Source: RefSeq, a predicted model, not a curated record